This is a messenger RNA of Episyrphus balteatus (marmalade hoverfly), 792 nucleotides long. Its product is annotated as putative nuclease HARBI1. Bases 1 to 792 code for a protein of 263 amino acids. The record is from RefSeq and is a predicted model, not a curated record. The transcript has 4 exons. NCBI's taxonomy places the organism in Eukaryota, Metazoa, Arthropoda, Insecta, Diptera, Syrphidae.
AUGGAUAGCGCAGCUGCUUUUCUCGAAGCUGAAAUGUAUGAAGAAAGGGAACUUCUUAAACAAAAAAGAAUGUGUUUAAGAAAUUCAACAAAUAUUUUCCAUAUGCAUGAUACAGCAUCUGAGGGAUUGACCCCUGAGCAAAAGUUAGCUGCAUGUUUGCGAUUUUUCGGUGAAGGGACAUAUCAGCAUGGUGUUGGCAAAGACUUCGACUCACCUGUGGCGCAAUCAACCUUUUCAAAAAUUCUCCAAGAACUUUUAUGUGUACUCGAAGAUACAUUGUGUGCCAAAUGGAUAUCCUUGGAUAUGUCACCGGCUCAAAUUCAGGAAUCCAAGUCUUUCGUCGAAGCAAGAACAGGUUUUCCAAAUGUUAAAUUUUGCGUCGAUGGAACUCACAUCAAAAUUGUUGCUCCGAGAGAUGACAAACAUUUGUUCUAUAACAGAAAGGGAUACUAUUCCCUGAAUGUUCUAAUUAUUUGCGAUUAUAAAAUGUGGAUUCGCGGUUUAAACGCUAAUUUCCAAGGGGCAAAUCACGAUUCCCAUAUAUGGAAUAUCAGUCCACAAAGAUCUCAUUUUAAACAGAGAUAUGAAAACGGUGUCAGAGACGAAUAUGUAUUAGGAGAUGCAGGUUAUCCAUUAGAGCCUUGGUUGAUGACUCCAUUUAGGACUCCGCCACCAAAUAGUCCUCAAAUGCGUUACAACAAAUCCCACUCCAGAGCCCGAAAUGUAGUCGAAAGAACAAUUGGUUUACUCAAAAACCGAUUCCGAUGUUUGUUAGGACUUCUGUCUCAGUAG